UCGACUACAGUGAACAGUGAGCCAACGCCAUCAAUGUGAUAGGGAAGGAAUUAUAUUGCCAAACAAUCAAAUUCUUGUAACCGGUGUACUAUAAAAAAAUAAAACAAACGACUUUUAAACCGCGAACGCGAAAAACGACACCAGUUUACUUCAAUCUAACAGUUAAAGUGUAUUUAAUGGUUCCUACAAGUCCCAGUGUGGUUAUUCGUGUGUCUGUUAUUUUAUUCAGAAUUUCUUAGUUCAAUCAAGGAAAAGUAGGAAGAUGUGAUCCUGUUUGAUGUUAAGUGUUUUCUGUUUAGUGCGGAAGUUCGUGUGUGGAGUUUGUUAUUGUUGCAAGAAUAUGCAGAAGUGUUUUUGGGCAUAUUGAUUUUCGGAUAUUGGACCUACCCUUACAUAUAGUCCCCAGGGCCCAAGGGCGAACUAACUAUGUUGGGCAGCCCAGCUGGGCCAGGGGGACCGAAUCAGCGAGGUCUGUGGCCCCUGGCUCCAGCACCAGCACCUUCUGCUACAGCUUUCACGGCUGAUGGUUUCAACAAAUGCGGUGUUUACUCCUUGUUUCCGGGUGGUCCAACAUUUGGAAGUGCAUUGUACUCUCAUGCUCGCACAAUAGGACAAUUUACUUCCGGUCAUAUCCAGCAAUCUUCAGGGAAUCCAUUUUAUCAUAAAGAUUCGCUUUUUUCGUCAGCGGGCUACACGUUUGGUGCACCAACGCCUCCCCCAGGCUCACCAUAUUCUCCGGUUCCAGUGACGCAGUUGGAACUUUUUGCAAAAGGCUUCAACUCGAACAUCAUUAUCCAACAACCCGACUACCCAGUGAGUCCCAAGAAACUCCAAGUGCAAGAGAAACGGUGUGAUGAAAAGUGUUGUAAUUUAAAACUGCAGAAAUCGUGCAAUUGCCAAAUCGAUUCUUCUCCGAAAAAGUUUUCUGAAAACGGUAACGGGUGUUCUCGAACCAAUCCGAUCGAAUGGACUGGAGUAAGUGUAAAAAAAGAACCCGGGGCGAAUCCUUGUCAAGUCGCGGAAAUAACUACUAGUGUUUCGCCGGUAGUUAAGGUGGAAGUAACGUCACCAAAAAACUCGAAUGAAUUACAACAUAACGUUGUGUCAAAUUCCAGCGUUAAUGGUAACGGAGAAGGGGCGACGGCAGGUAUGGCUGCAACCACGACAGGAGGCGCGGCCGGAGGUGCGACUUUGUUACAGUGUACGGACGAACGAAACACGGCAUUGGCGGGCUGGUCAAUGGGCGGAGCGCACAAUUCGACAUUGACCACACCGACUUUGUGGCAGUAUCCCGCGCCCGUUCCUAUGGAGCCGAUGGUUCCUCUCCCGGUACCAAUGCCUCCUGUCGGAUUCCAGCUAGUCCGUGACCCAACAACCGGAGGUCUCCUUCUUUUGCCCACAACCGGGAUAGAACCCCUUCAGCAAGCCGUCGUUUGGCCCAGCUAUCACCAACCUCCUUCGGUUCUUCUGCCUCCCUUACCGCCGCCCCCGCUGCAGUUAUUAAGUUCUGCUGCAUCAGAUUACUUGUCAAGCAGCACUACACUUCAUCAGCAUACGCAGACGCAUAGCACUCGUUUGGUAGCAGUCACUACAGACAACAAACGAAAAAUUCCUUUACCCAUUCCAACUACUACAUUAAUUAAAAUAGAAACAGACGCUACGACUUUGGACCAAACAAAAACCCUCCAAGCUGUUAGUACAAUCGCCAGUAAUACUGGAACUGUUUUCACCGAUCCAAAUAUGACCCCUCUAGUUACUACACAUGUAAUCUAUCAGCAUCCAACAAAUUUAAUUUUGUCACAACCGACACCUUCAGAAACGAUAUGCAGGUCGCAGGCGACCUCUCCAGUUACUUGUUUGACGCCGCCACCAGAAACAAUUCCCAUUAAUGAAGAAGAACCUUUAGCCGUUCAAGAUGCCAGCAAUCAGACCGAAACACCGAUAUGUAGCGAAGACGAUAAUACGAAUCUUAUACCUAUAGAAGAUGUCGCAGAUAUUAGAGUGAAGCAGCAGGACUUACCUGAACCAAAACUAGAACAACCUGAAAGCAGUGCUUCCAUUACUGUCGUACCUGAUCCAAUUCAAGAAGUUAAACCGAAAGAACCUGAACAAGUACAAGAAGUUUCUACACAAAUGGAAGAAAUUCAAAAUUGCCACAAAGACACAGAAUUGGUUGUUGUAACGCAACACAAUGACAACACCUCGAAACCCGACAUUAGUGGCUUGGAAUUGUUGUCAAACAGCAUAGUCGAGUUUGAAAAUGGCCGAAAUCACGUCACAAUAGAACAAGCAGAGGGUAUAGAUGAAGAAACGUCUUCAAAAUCAGUAGAAGAGCAUCAAAAAUUGACUAUUUCAAAAAGAAUGCAAGAUAAUUUGGGUGGUUUAGAUUUACUGUGUGCUUUGGCUGAACAACGAAUUUUGGAAGAAAAUAAUGAAAAACAUAAAACUGAGAAAGAUAAAACUAAAGAACGGAAGAAGGAAAAGAGGAAAUUGAGAAAACAUUCAGAUGAACAUGAACCGAAACGGAAGAAAACUAGAAGUGAUCAGCAUAGUGACGACGAACGCAGCUCAAAAAAGAACACUGACAAAGCGUUGAUUGAAGUAACGUCUGAAACAAUCAUAAACAAAGAUGUGUGUUCUAUUGAUAGUUAUAGAUCUUACAAAACUCCUGAAUCUGAGGAAGAAGUUAAGAAAUUUAUUGCUAGUAAGAGCCAGCCUUCAUGUUGUGAUAAUGAUUGGCCCUAUAUGAAUGAAAUGGAGCUGGAUAUGAGAAUGAAAUUGGCAGAUUUACAGCGCCAGUAUCGUGAAAAGCAAAAGGAGUUAAACAAAUUAAAACCCAGAAAACAGUCGCAAGAAUACAAGAGGCCACGGAAGAGAUCGACACAUUCAGAACGAAGUCUUACUCCGCCGCCUCAAUUGGAUAAAAUGGAUUUAUCUCUUGUACCACUCAAAAAUCAAGAACUGCUUAAACCACCAACUCUAUGCGCCUUCGAAAAUAUUAAAACGCCUAAAUUAGAAGCAAUAAAACAAAGCGAUAGGAUAAUCAACGAUUACAAAAAUGAUUUGUUAAGACAACAGGCCUUGAACGAAAUUGAAUUGUCUCCAGAGAAAAAUUCCUCUUCAAAGAAGCGGAAGGUUGGCAGACCUAAGAAGCUUUUGUCACCGUCUGGCUGUCACGUGGUUACAGAAACAAUUGUAGCUAAAAAGCCUAAGAACAAUUUCGUAGGUUAUUUCCUAGCAGCUAAGGAAAAAUUCCAACUACAGAAUAAGAUGUUCACAAACAGCCCACCAAGAUACCUGGAAGAAACUACAAUGACACAUAAGACAAAAAAGAAUAAAAACAACAACAACAUAGUUAUCACAGAUAUUAAAUCAUCUAAAAUAAGGCCGAAACUUAAAGCGGAACUGACAGUAAAAAUGUAUAAUGACGAUAAAGACCAACUUAGUUGGGGCUCAAAUCUAGAUGACAAUGAUAAUAAUGAUUGUCAAAAUAAUGAAGACGAGGACGAAGAGGAUGUUGAAAGAAGUCUAGCUGGGGAAGAAUCAGAAGGCGUAUGCACUGAAAAUGUUUCAAAAGUGAAAGAAAUUGUUGAAGAAGAAAAAGAAACCACAGAAGUUGUUGAAGCAAAAGCUAUUGAUUCGAGGUGUACCUUAACGUCAGAACAUUUGGAAAUAGACAAAUUACGUGUUUUGACAGCAAUGGGUGGCCUUUUCUACGCUGGUCACUUAAAUGCUGUUGAACCACCAGAUGUAUAUUCCAUUACAUUAGAUGGCGAAAGAGGUAACCGUCCACACAUCAUGUCCAGAGAAGAAAUAUUACGAGAUGCGAUAGUCGAAGUCGCUCCAAAAAGUACCGAGGAAUUAUUCGCUGGUACGAGGCUUUGUGCUUAUUGGAGUCAACAGUAUCGUUGUUUGUAUCCCGGCAGUGUUGCUGAACCAGGCACUCCGAAUCCUGCUUUGGAUUCUAAAUUCGUUGCUGUGGAAUUUGACGAUGGUGAUAGUGGCAGAAUAGCGCUGGAGGAUAUUAGAUUGUUGCCACCUGAUUAUCCAAUCAUAGAAUACGAUCCGAACCCUCUACUAAGCUUAAGUAAACGACGACGUCGAACUUCUACUAGUGUUUCGGCAGAAGAUCGUCGACAAUCAACUCAGCAAUUAGUAGCACAACCUGUCGCUUCUUCAGUUUCUUUGAAACCGAUUGCAGAAGUUGAAAAAGACCCCGAAAAGGAAAAUAAGGACACCAACAAACCAGAUGUCGAAUCUCAUAAAGAACGUAAACGUUUAAAAAAAAAGAAACGUGACAAAUUGAAACAGAAACUAUUGCACGAAGAUAAGAAAAAGAAAAAGAAACACAAGUGUACAGAUGAGUAUUGCAAACAUAAAAAACACCACAAAAAACAUAGAAAACACAAGAAGCACCACCAUUACGACGACAGUAAAGAAGUAAAGAUCGUACAAUCGGUGGACAAUCAAGAUUGUGAUAGCGAAAGUAAUGACCGAGGUGAGGAAGAAGAAGACUCGUCAGUUUUUAAUCCAGAAGAUGAAGUUACGAUGGAUGAUAUUCUUGAAGCUAAAAAAUCUAGCAAAUCGAAGAAGAUAAGAGAUAGACAGGAAUCAUGCGAAAGUCGUAGUAAAAUGAGUGCAUUUCUACCAGCUCGACAAUUAUGGGGUUGGUCAGGCAAAGGAUACAAAAGACCGAGAGCCAAGGGACGAUCCCGAAAGCAAUUUUAUAAAGCAAUACAGCGAGGAAAGGAGACAAUAACUGUUGGAGAUUCAGCCGUAUUUCUUUCAACUGGUAGACCUGAUAGACCUUACAUUGGUAAAAUUGAGGCAAUGUGGGAGCUAUGUGGGACUAUGGUUGUUAAAGUGAAAUGGUUCUAUCAUCCAGAAGAAACAGUCGGUUGUCCUUUAAAUUUGCAAUAUCCCGGAGCUCUUUUUGAAUCACCGCACGUCGAUGAAAACGAUGUCCAAACAAUAUCGCAUAAAUGUGAAGUGUUGCCAUUACGAGAAUAUACAGAACGAUUAGGAGAUGACCCCCAGCGUUAUGCGACUAUUUACGACAACAACGAUAUCUAUUACUUAGCAGGACAUUAUGAUCCUACGACGACUACUUUGAAAAUGGAGCCAAAUAUUCCUUUCUCAAAACCAGACUGAUGUUGUAAUAACACGCGGAAUGAAGCAAUAAUCCGAUCUUUGAAAAUAAUAAUUCAUACAUGUAAAUUGUUACAAUAGUGAUUUUCGGUGCUAUAUUGGAAAUAUAUAAGUACGCAGUUUUAUUUUAAAUUUGAUAUACUCUGAGUUGAAAUGUUAAGUUUUAAAUAUUUCUUUCAAAGUUACUUUAUGACAUCAUAGCUUGAGAAAAAAUGUACAAAUACUAUUAAGCGGAAGCUAUUCUUGCAUUUUGGACAAAGUUGUGGUGAUUUGAUAGAACAAUUCUUAAGAAUAUUGACUAAGAGAAUUCUUACAUUUAGGUGUAUAUUCUGUUGUAGGUUUGUGCACUAAUACUGUUUUUUCAUUUGGACAAUCUGAACAGUGCAUUUUUUCUAUUUUGUAUUAUUUGUUGUUUCAUAUAGUCAUGGAUUUUUCUAUCAAAUUCUGUAUGUGGAUAUAACUCAUAUGUAAAUAUUAUAUGUUAUAGUUUUGCACAAUAUAUAUAUAUAUAUUAAAAAAUAUAUUUUCAUAGAAUUUGCCAGUAGCCUAAGUCAUGUUGGUCUUAUAUUGGUAUCCAUAAAUCUCUCAUCAAUCUUUGGAACUAUUGGUCUGAUGUGGGUGCCUAACAUUGUAAAUUGUGUCUAAAAGACCUAGUGACUACUAUUGGAAUCAGUAUUAACAAAAGCUCUAAAAUUUGUUGACACAUUAGUGUUUGUACUUAACUUGUUUAAUGAGUGGGGAUGCAUGAAUUUAUCCAUAGGAAGUAAAAAUUUUAAGAGAACAAAAGUGAAUUAGGCUUAAAGUACUUUAAAACAAGAAAUAAGUGGACAUGGUUUAUAUUUUUUUAUUGAAAUAAAGAAAAGACUGGGAAAGUGUCUUGUCAAAAAAUUUCAGAGUUUUUGGUAUUUAUUAUAAACCAAGAAAAAAAGAAAAGAAAAAUAAAUGUGCAAUGUACUCUUGUUUAGUAUGUACUUAGAUCUCUCAGUACUAAAAAUAUAUCUUAAUAUACUUAGUCGCUUUCAGAUGCUUUUUCAUACUAUACAAUACAAUAGGAAACAGUAAAUGUCUCUAUAAGGAAUAAUGUAUCAUUCUUCCACAAUCUUUCAUUUGAAUUUGUACCAAUACGCUUAUAAAAAUCAAUUUAGUUUUAGGUGCUUAGAAGUAUACAACCGAGUAAUUAUCUGAGUUUAUACUGUUUAUGUGAUUUUUUAUUAAUAUAUUAUUUUAAAAGCGUGUUUUGUAAAAAUUAUAUCAACAUCAUUGCAAUUGAAUAUAUUUUUCAUUUCGUUGUGUACUGUGUCAUAAUUAUUAUUAAAUAUACGAGUACGUGACCAUGUUGAUUUAUUUUUAUUUAACACCACGUUAUUUCUUGAUUUACUUAAGGAAAUGUAUAAAAAAGCAGAUUUAAUCUAGAGAACCAUGUGUGGUUAUUUAUUGUAAAAUGUCAAAAAAAAUUUCUAUAUGUAUGUACCUCUAUUUUGAAUUGUAUACAAGAGGAAAUCAUAUUUUAAUAUAGGUGUGUAUGAAAAGUAAUAUUUUUGCAUACUGUUUGUAGAGAUGGUGCUAAGUAAAGCAAACAAUAUUAUUGCUUUGAUGAUAAGCAGGGUCUAUAACAAUGAAAAAAAAUUGUACAUAUGUAUACUUUUGCUGUCGUGUAAACUACGUGGAUGAUAUUAUCCUUGAUAUUAAAAUACACCGAUUUGCAAAAAAAAACUUGUUUUAAUGUUUACCUAGCGCUGUUCUGAAUAUCGACACUCGGACCUGAUUACUCAUUUUUGCAAUACAUAUUGUACGAUGUGAAAAUAAAUACUUUUUGUAUUAGUUCCCACCAUGUGUCCUCUUCACAAAACAAAGGAAUGUUGGAUUAUAUUUAGUAACUAAGAAUAAACCUCUUUUUUAUAAAUAA
Zophobas morio is the source of this 7054-nucleotide messenger RNA. Its product is annotated as protein winged eye. The transcript has 12 exons. Gene Ontology annotation, molecular function: chromatin binding. Lineage: Eukaryota; Metazoa; Arthropoda; Insecta; Coleoptera; Tenebrionidae. The record is from RefSeq and is a predicted model, not a curated record. Bases 427 to 5151 code for a protein of 1574 amino acids.